Molecule: messenger RNA, 3410 nt
Organism: Epinephelus fuscoguttatus (brown-marbled grouper)
Lineage: Eukaryota; Metazoa; Chordata; Actinopteri; Perciformes; Serranidae
Gene: wdr25
Product: WD repeat domain 25
Exons: 7
Coding region: 129-1673 (514 amino acids)
Molecular function (GO): protein binding
Source: RefSeq, a predicted model, not a curated record
CUGAUUUUGCGGGAUUUUGGAUCUGACAGUUGAUUGUUUUAACACGCACAAGUCGGAUAUUUAAUGUUUUUGUCAGGUUGCAGGUGCAACAGUCAAAGGCAGAGUCACCGGGGUGUCAUCAUGUGAAGAUGACUUCAUUAGUGGCCUACGAAGAUUCAGACGAAUCAGAGGAUGAUAAUCUUGAGCAAUCAGAGGAGAGAGUAUCAGCCCCUGUCCAAGCUGGAUCUUGUGAACAAAACCAGGAAGUCAGGUUGAGUAAGUCCUCAGAGGUAACACCGAGCCCUCACAGCUUCGCACCUGACCCUGAUAGGUCAGUGUUGGAAUAUCGUGGAAGUGCCUCAGAAACAAGCAGUUUUUCACUACAGCCACAGAGCUAUUUUGACUGGGAAAGAAAAUAUUGCACUGACAAGACAGCACAAGAAAAACAUUUUAGAGAUACAGCAGCUCCUCUGAGUUUACCUUCGACUCAGGGGAAGAUCCCAUCACUGCAGACUCUUCUUCACACCACACAAAGUUUCGGGGAUGCGUCUGCCCCAGCAAAAAGACACCACACUGUCCCGUCUGGUGUCAGACCAUACAUUCCCAAAAGACUCAGACUUGCCACUUCAGUAGAGACGGUGGACCCACAGUGCCCAGCAGACCAAGUCUCAGGAAACCAGACCAGGGAAAGCCAGAUUCUCUCAGACGUGUCGGCGAGAAUAAAGCCGUAUCUUCCCCAUAAGCCCGGUGCUGCAGGGAUACCGAGGAGGCUUCUGAUGAGCCUGGGAGGCCACCAGGGUCCAGUCAACACGGUGCAAUGGUGUCCUGUGCCUCAUCUCAGUCAUCUGCUGCUGUCUGCCUCCAUGGACAAAACUGUCAAGGUGUGGGAUGGAGCAGAGAGCGGGCGAUGCCUGAGGGUUUACACCUGCCAUUCGGGAGCUGUGCGUGAUGCCUGUUGGACCCCCUGCGGGCGACACCUCCUCACUGGCUCCUUUGACAACACGGCUGUGAUCACAGACGUAGAGACAGGGCAGCAGCUAGUGAAAUUGGACAACCAGUUCAAAGUGAUGUGUGUGGCCCUGCAUCCCAGCAACCCAGAGGUAUUCCUGUGCGGAGGUUACAGCUCUGUGGUCAAGGCCUGGGACUCUCGCAGCUGCAAGGUGGUGAAAGCGUACAAAGCAGGGAUCCAGCAGACCUUGGACAUCCUGUUUCUGAGAGGUGGUGUGGACUUCAUAACAAGCUCAGACUGCGUGAGCAGAGACUCUGCAGACCGCACCCUCAUCGCCUGGGACUACCAGACCACAGCCAAGGUCUCCAACCAGAUUUACCAGGAGCGGUACACGUGCCCCAGCCUGGCUCUCCACCCACUGGAGGAGUCCUUUGUUGCCCAGACUAAUGGGGACUACAUUGCAGUGUUCUCCUCCCAGCAGCCCUAUAGAAUGAACAAGAGGCGGCGAUACGAAGGACACAAGGUGGAGGGAUACGCGGUGCACUGUGAGUUUUCUCUGGAUGGAACUAUCUUGGCAUCGGGAAGCUCCACCGGCUCUGCUCACUUCUACGAUUACCACAACGCUCGUAUGCUGCACACUCUCCACGCUCACAGCCAGCCCUGCCUGUGUGUUUCUCAGCAUCCCGUCCUGCCUGCGACCGCGGCCACCUGCGACUGGGCCGGUGAGAUCAAGGUCUGGCACUAAAGACUGUGAAUGAACAAGUUUUAAAAAGGGGGGGCAAGAGAAGACUGUAUUAAACUGAAAGCUCGUGCACAUCCAUCUUCAAGACUUUAUCUCCCAUAAUCUCUUGGUAUAAGAUGAUAAGAACUUGGCAAAGAAAUGCUGGAAGUCAGCAAGUCUACUAUCAACUGACGCCUUUGAAAAACAUUUUCCUACACUGUGUAUCCUGCAAAGCUUUCUCGUUAUUUUAACAACCACCCACAUCUUCAUUCCCGUUCAUAUGAACUUGCACUGGCACAAGAACAACAGACUCUAUUGUGUAAAUCCUACUAUAAGCAUGUUUUUCAUAUUUGGCCCGUCUCAUAUUGUUGUAACAUCCUGAAAACAGCGAGAGAUACACAGCGGAGAUAAAAGGAAGUUUCUCUGCAGUUCAAAGAGUGAAGUAUUAUGAGUUUUAUCUUCAGUGGAAGGUGGUGGGAAAGCAGUCUGGAUGUGCACACAAACACAAACACAACCUUAAUGCUUAUAUGCUCAGCUUUCCACUCCAAAAACAGCGAGGGACUUCAUCACCAUGUUCUUGAAGUUUUUGUCAAAACAAAAAGCAAAAAAAAUAUCUCUUUGGGCAUUUUCUAAUCAGUAGUGUUUUUCAUUUCACAUUCUGCAUACACAUCACUUUUCCUCUAUGCCUUUUUGUUCUCACUGCUCUGAUAUGACAUUUUAUUUUCACACUGACAGCUUAAAGCAUCACAGAGAGACAACCAGAGAACUAAAGAAAAUACGCAGACAUCUGUCAAAACAUUGCCAGGUUCUUCCAAAAUCCUGCCAGUCAACAACAGAGCAGUGAAGUGCAGACAGAUGCUUGUGAUCUUUAUUCAGUAUCUAGCAGAACAGUCCUUAAAAUACACUUUGCUGUUUGGUGCCGAGGGAAAUUCUAAUGGCUCAGUACUUUUUGUAGCCCCUGUGGUUGUUUAUACUGCAGCUAAUUAUACUUUGGCUGACAUUGUUGUUGUAAAGGACCAAUAAGCAAUUUGUGAAGCCGAAUAAUAAUUGGUAUGUGCAAAGUGGCGAAAACUGCUGUUUUUGAGUAAUCCCUGUGUGUUUUUACAGCUAUAGAAUAUCAUUAAUGUUAAAACAAUUAGACAGGGUGAAACAAUAUGACCUCAAAAGGGUGGAAAAGACCAAAUAAAGUUUAAGAAAACCUUGGUGAACAUUGGAGGGCCUUUUCAGGAAGAUGUUGUUGGAGAUGGUGUUGUCUCUUUGAUGUUCAAUGGGUAAGUAACCAAACUUUUAACUGUUAUGGUAAUGGGUGUCUGCUCAGUAUAUAAACUGUCACGUUGGGUGUUUAAGGCCUUGUCCACAUGAACAAGGGUAUAUUUGUAAUGGUAGCUUUUUUUGUGUUUUGGCCUUUUGUCCACAUGCAAACUGUGUUGGUCAUUUGAUAACACUCUUUUCAGGGUGAAGAUGUGUAGAAACUCAAUUUUCAAUGUUGAUGUGUAGACAGGGAAAACAGUUUUUGGCUUGUAACGUCAGUGUGCACCAUUGUUUCUUCUUGUGAGGCAUCACAAAUGAGGUGACAUUUCUUGCAAUAGUUAACAUGGCCAAAGUACUGCUAGUAUUAACCUCGCUAUCAUGACUUUUUACUUGUUUACACACAAAUGUACAGUUACUUUUCCAUGAAAUUGUUGAGUAGCGCCUUUAGAACGCACUACGGAGGUCACUGCUCCAGGUAACCUGCUGGACUGCCAACAGGGUUUUUUUCCC